This is a messenger RNA of Corylus avellana, 2230 nucleotides long. Its product is annotated as protein KINASE OF THE OUTER CHLOROPLAST MEMBRANE 1. Gene Ontology annotation, biological process: protein phosphorylation. The record is from RefSeq and is a predicted model, not a curated record. Gene Ontology annotation, molecular function: ATP binding; protein kinase activity. Lineage: Eukaryota; Viridiplantae; Streptophyta; Magnoliopsida; Fagales; Betulaceae.
CCCAUCCCAUCUUUUUUGGUUUCUUUUGCUCUGCUUCUUCUUGUUCCUUCUUUAUUUGCACUUUAUCACAGAGCGCCUCUCUCUCUUUCUCUCUGUACUGGAAGGAAAUAUGACCGAACAGAUCGAAGCAGCAAAGCCAGCAGUUUUUUUUGAGUAUGAACUCUUUGAAGGAGACCCUGACCACCUUAGGACUGUUAAAGCCACACCAAAUCAGACGGGUCCAUGGAUUGAUCCUUCCUCUUUGAAACUUAAGCACAGGAUUGGGAGGGGCCUCUUUGGUGAUGUUUGGUUGGCAACUCAUCACCAAUUGGGUCAUGACUUUGAGGAGUAUCAUGAAGUGGCUGUCAAGAUGUUACAUCCAUUGAAGGAGGGCCAUACCCAAAAGUUUUUGGAUAAGUUUGAAGAUUUAUUUUUUAAGUGCCGACAACUCCAACGUGUUUGUUGGUUGUACGGUAUAUCAAUAGUUAAUGGAAAGAUCUGCAUCGCUGUGAAAUUUCAUGAGGGAUCAGUGGGUGAUCGAAUGGCUCAGCUCAAGGGUGGCAAGCUCCAAUUGUCUGAUGUUUUAAGGUAUGGGAUCGAGUUGGCAAAAGGAAUUCUGGAGUUGCAUUCAAUUGGGGCCCUGGUGCUGAACCUUAAGCCUUCUAACUUUCUGCUUAACGAACGUGGCCAUGUGGUUCUGGGAGAUUUUGGGAUCCCAUAUCUACUUCUUGGGAUUGCAUUGUCUAAUUCAGAUAUGACACUAAGACUUGGAACUCCAAACUACAUGGCCCCAGAACAGUGGGAACCAGAAGUUAGAGGUCCUAUAUCAUUUGAGACAGAUUCAUGGGGUUUUGGAUGUAGCAUAAUCGAGAUGCUAACUGGUGUUCAGCCCUGGUCUGGCAAAUCAGCUGAAGAAAUAUACCAUUCAGUUGUUAUCAAACAAGAAAGACCACAUAUUCCAAGUGGCUUGCCUCCUGCGGUUGAAAAUGUUAUCAAUGGUUGCUUCGAGUAUGAUUUCCGGAAUCGGCCUUUAAUGACCGAUAUUUUACAUGCAUUUAAAAGCUCUCAGAAUGCUGUUGACAGUGAUGGAAGGUCACUUGAAGUAGGAAGCAGUGCACUUACAAAUAGAUCAAGUGAUGCUGGUUAUACUGCAUGGUAUCUUUCAAAAGAUCAUCUUGAAGUGGGUGACAUAGUUCGUUCAAGAAAGCCAAUAAAUGCACACAAACCAAAAACCACAGAUUUUUCUGAAGGAACGGUGGUUGAUUUGGAGAGUGGCGAUGAUAGAGACAGUUUUGCUCUAGUGAAGAUACCUGGAGUACACAACCCUCUGAGAGUUCAGGUUUCGACAGUUGAGAGGGUGACAUCUAAUUUGGCAAUGGGUGAUUGGGUGUGUUUGAAAGAGGAAAACAACAAGCACUCCUCUGUGGGAAUUUUGCACUCGAUACGGCGUGAUGGGAAUGCAGCAGUUGGAUUUAUAGGGUUAGAGACUCUCUGGAGAGGGAGCGCUUCUGAUCUUCAAAAGACUGAAGCUUAUUAUGUUGGACAGUUUGUGAGGCUGAAAGCAAAUGUUUUCGCUCCCCGGUUUGAGUGGCCUCAUAAAAAUGGACCAGCAUGGGCCUCUGGGAGGAUCUCACAAGUCCUUCCAAAUGGCUGCCUUGUUGUUUCUUUCCCUGGGAGGUUGGUGCUUGGAGAUGAAUCUAAUAUUAUCUUGGCAGAUCCAGCUGAAGUGGAGGCAGUGUCUUUUGAUACUUGUCCAGGAGUUGUGAAAAAGUAUCAACACGUUGAGGAUUUUCACUGGGCCGUGAGGCCACUUGCAAUUGCAUGUACUUUAUUCACAGCUAUGAAGCUUGGCUUAUUUGUUGGACAAAACAUUGGUGCUAGGCUGAAGAAAGGCCGGAGAAAUUUGAAGCGGCAUGAUGGGAAUUGCCAGGAUGGCCAGUCUGGUGGAAAUGCAGGUUGGCUUCCACCUCCAGUUGCAAAUAUUCUAUUUAAGGAAGGUGUUACUGCUCCUGCUGCUAGGUAAUUUAUUGAUGUGUGGCCACAAGCAAGUUUAUUAAAAGCCUAUAGACAGCAGAGACUUGCUUGUAGAUUGAUGUGGCCGGGACUACAACUUCUUAAUGCAAUGUUGUUAGGGAAGAAAAUUAAGUCUGUUCAUAAUUUGUGUAUGUAUAUACAGGAAAACUUGUUUAACUAUCAUUGUAUGCCUUUUAAGUUGAUGAUUUAUUCAAUGUUCAUGAGAAAUUAGUUGCUA